AGGAGAGCUACACUUCCGGAAUCCGCCGGGGUCCAGUGGUGGUUAAGAAACGAGUUUACGGCACAUUUUAAUGUGAAAGAAUCAACGAGAAGGAAGUAUGGAGGAUGAUGAACUUCCGUCAGAGGAUGGGAUGGUUGGGUCUGGCUCUGUACCUGCUGCUCAGUAUCAUGGCCGUCUACUACAUCUUUGAUGUGUACACCCUCAGUCUGGAACACGUACAGAGAGGCGGGAUCAACCUGUCGGCUCCGUCUCCCGUUACCACCUGGUCUCACCUGCCAUCACUUCCUGUGUGGAUGUGGGCGUCGAUCUUCCUGCUACCGUACCUGCAGCUCUUCCUCUUCCUGUUCUCCUGCACAAGGGCCGACCCCCAUGCCGUGGGCUACUGCAUACUUCCUGUCUGCAUCGCUCUGCUGUGCAAUCGCCGCCACGCCGUCCAGACACCGACCAAUCACAGCGCAGGCUCAGUGAUCGACACAUAGAACUGAACUGUUUGUGUUUAUGAUGUCACUUCCUGUGCCUUCUGAACAAUGAACAUCUGCUCAGUGCUGCCCUCAGUCUGGACUCUCAGGAACUACAGUUUGCACACUGUAAUGUGAUCAGUUAAAGUAUGUUAACUUUAACUAGUUACCUGAUGCAUCGGUACUGUUGCUAUGACAACCACGGGUGUAGAACCAAGGCUGCGUGAAAGCUGCUGGCCACUCAGAGCAAUGACAUGACACAUGACAUGUGAUGGUUGCCAUGACAAAUUUAACACAAAUUGAAAACCUUAAUAAAAGUUUAAACUUA
This is a messenger RNA of Solea senegalensis (Senegalese sole), 786 nucleotides long. RefSeq names its product transmembrane protein 251 (gene lyset). NCBI's taxonomy places the organism in Eukaryota, Metazoa, Chordata, Actinopteri, Pleuronectiformes, Soleidae. Bases 105 to 479 code for a protein of 124 amino acids. The record is from RefSeq and is a predicted model, not a curated record. The transcript is spliced from 2 exons.